Messenger RNA from Staurois parvus, 334 nucleotides. The record is from the annotation of a GenBank genome assembly. Lineage: Eukaryota; Metazoa; Chordata; Amphibia; Anura; Ranidae.
AUUUAUCUCUGCGUAUCAUCUGGGGCUAGCCACUUCAGUGGGUAUAUCGAUAUAAGGUAAUGCUGCCUAUCAGUGCCAGUCAGUGCCGCCUAUCAGUGCCCAUCAGUGCCACCUAUCAGUGCCCAUCAGUGCUGCUUAACAGUUCCAGUCAGUGCCGCCUAUCAGUGCCAGUCAGUGCUGCCUAUGAGUGCCAUAUAUGAGUGCUGCAUUUCAGUGCCCAUCAGUGAUGCCUGACAAUGCCCAUCAGUGCCACCUACCAGUGCCUCCUCAUCAGUGCCGCCUAUCAGUGCCCAUCAGUGCAGCCUGUCAGUGCCCAUCACUGCAGCCUCAUUAG